AUGGCCUCUUUUCGUUCAUCGUCUUCAUCCUCCGCCCUGUCCCUGCAGCCACAUUACCCUACUUUACCACCCUGCUCCCUGCCAGGGCCCCCCUCACCCGGCCCCCCUCACCCGGCCCCCCUCACCCGGCCCCCCCACACCCGGCCCCCCCUCACCCGGCCCCCCUCACCCGGCCCCUCCCACCCGGCCCCCCUCACCCGGCCCCUCCCACCCGGCCCCCCUCACCCGGCCCCUCCCACCCGGCCCCCCUCACCCGGCCCCCCCACACCUGGCCCCCCACACCUGGCCCCCCACACCUGGCCCCUCUCACCUGGCCCCCCCUCACCCGGCCCCCCACACCUGGCCCCCCUCACCCGGCCCCCCCACACCCGGCCCCCCUCACCUGGCCCCCCUCACCCGGCCCCCCUCACCCGGCCCCCCCACACCCGGCCCCGCAGGCACAACCUUUUGAGCUCCCCUCACAAUAAUGACGCCUCCGACAUAAUGAAACAGGAAUAA
Molecule: messenger RNA, 498 nt
Organism: Gadus macrocephalus (Pacific cod)
Lineage: Eukaryota; Metazoa; Chordata; Actinopteri; Gadiformes; Gadidae
Product: basic proline-rich protein-like
Exons: 1
Coding region: 1-498 (165 amino acids)
Source: RefSeq, a predicted model, not a curated record